GCGUAGUGGAAUGUUUGUAAGUUAAUAAGCAGAAAGCUACACCAUAAACAACUAAGGUUAAAGUAUCAAAACAGGGGUCUAUUUUAAACGAUGGAACUCAUAGAAAAUUCAUGUGACAAACUGAGUUCUCAGCCCCGCCCACAAACCCAAGCAUUCUCAACCAGUCAAGGACAGCUGGACAUGUACAAGUGUUCUCAGUGCAGUCAAAUGUUUGGGAAACCUACUGCUUUGAAACAACACUUUAAAGUCAACCACAGAGAGCCUCACAUCAAGGAACGCCUUACCUGCUUUGAGCAAGGAUGUCAGUUCAGCAGCAGCAACCAUCAGGAGUACCAAUCCCACUUGACAUCCAUGCAUGGUCUGAACCUCAUUCCCUGCACCUCUUCGUCCUGUACGUGGGCAUUUCCUACACGUGAAGAGAUGGAAGGCCACCGGGAGAGCCAUUUGCCUUUUGGCUGCUUUUGCUGCCCGUUUGUUGCUCAAACUGCAAAAGCUUUGAGGGAUCACCUCAACCGUUUACACGAUAACUCUGAAGGUAACCAGACUGAGUCCACCCAGACACCUAAAGGUCCAAAAAGGUCAAAAAGAAAACUUGAGUCUUCUUUUGUCUUAUAUCCUAAUGAAGAAGUACUCGAAAGGAAAAAAAGUAGCAAAAAACUGAGGAUUACGGAGGAAAAAGAAAAAUCCUCAGCACCAGAUGAAACACCUCUGCCAUCCAAAGAGUACCUUGCGGAGGGAUCAGAAAACGUCUACCGAACCCACACCUGUCCCAAGUGUCGUCGCUGCUUUAAGAUGCGCUCUCACCUGCAGGAGCACCUUCGUUUGCAUUUCCCUGACCCCAGUCUCCAGUGUCCCACCUGUGAGCGUUUCUUCACCAGCAGUAGCAAGCUGCGAGUACACAGACGCCGGGAGGCUGGUGAAAAGAGCCACUGUUGUAACUUGUGUGAAUACACUGCCGUGGAGAGAAAUGCAAUACGUCGGCAUCUCGCCAGCGUGCAUCCCAAUGAGGCCGCAAAAAAUCACAGUUUUGUCUGUCCUAGCUGUGACCAAACAUUUAACCAGGCUCGGGCUCUUAAGGCACACAUAAAGACACACAACAUCCCCACAGACAGCAAACCUUUGGACUGUUUCCAAGAGAGCUGUUCUUUUCAAACCUAUCUGAGCAAAGAGCUUAUAAAACACACUGCUGAAGUACAUGGGGUCAAAGCAGUGGAGUGUCGUCACCACGCUUGUGGCGCCGUCUUUCAAAGCGAGGGAUACAUGGAGGCUCAUUAUCAGAAACAUCUGCCCUAUCACUGCGCAGAGUGUGAUUUCACAUGUUCCAAUAAAACGGUCUUCCUUCGGCACCGGCGGGAUGGUCACCCAGGAAACAAAGAGCUUUGCUGCGGCUUUUGCUCAUUUGUGACCUUUAACCCUGUGGAGUUUGAGCAUCAUCGUGGACAUUUGCACGCCAACGAGAAGAUCCACCACUGCUCUCAGUGCAGCUACUCCACCUCGCAUAAACGGGGUUUGAAGCGGCACAUGCUGAUGCACAGUGGUGAGAAGCCCCACAAGUGUACUUUGUGUGACUUCAGGUGUCGAGAUGAGUCCUACCUCUCCAAACAUAUGCUCAUCCACUCAGAUGACAAGAACUUUAUGUGCUCUGAAUGUGGAUACGUCACCAAAUGGAAGCACUACCUCACAGUCCACAUGAGGAAGCAUGAAGGAGAUCUCAGGUACUCAUGUGAUCAAUGCCAGUAUCGUUGCCAUCGGAUGGACCAGCUCACCAGCCACAAAUUACGACAUCAGGCCAAGUCCCUCAUGUGUGAGAUCUGCGCCUAUGCCUGCAAGCGCAAAUUUGAGCUUCGCAAUCACAUGUUGGCCAAGCAUUCUGCUGAGGAGAAGCAGCCCACAGUGCACAAGUGCAAAUACUGCGCAUACUCCACUCUCCACCGACAGGCGCUCCAAAACCACGAGAACUGCAAGCACACCAAGCUGAAAGAAUUCCAGUGCGCCCUUUGUGUGUAUUCGUCCUUCAGCAGUGUCAGCCUCUUCCUUCACAAGAAGAAAGCCCACAGAUACGUUCCUGGGGAUAAAAAAUGGCUGGAAGACUAUGCAGCCAAGGAAAAGGAGAGGACCUCAGCUGAACUUAUGCAGGAUUUUUACACAAAACCAACACUUGAUCUGGAUCAGUCUGAGGAGUCAAGUCUCAUGGAGCCAGUCUCACCUAGUGCACCUGACAGACGGGAGUCUGCAGACCACCAUUCCUACUGGGAAGGUACUCCACCCCCAGUGGAUUCUGGGUUAGUACUGCACGAGCAGUACUGCACGCUUGUAUUGAGCCCUCUAACAAGCACAGUGAGCUCUUCUUUGGCAAACGCAGAGAAAAAUUCUGAUUUAAACGAAAUCGAACCUCAGCCACUGCAAGGAAACGCCGACUUUUCUACACCUGCGAGUUCAUCUGAAGAAGACGAUGCUGCAGUGCAGACUGUGGUGUGUGAACAAAAGGAAUUAGAAGACGCUUGCGAACGUUUGAACGAUGCAAGAUCACCUGUGAAGCACACAGAGCCGGAAAAUAAUGAACUACAGCAUAGCAUGCAUCUGAAAGCUAUGAAGCAGCACGACAAGGACCAAGCAGAAACCAUGGUUCUAGAGGGACAGGUAGAAAUGCUUGUGGUGCAAUCAGAAAAUAUGUAUCAGUGUGACAAAUGUUCAUAUGGGACAUGUAAAGAGACGGCGUUCAGGCACCACUGCCAAACUCUGUGCCACAAAAGGAUAAAAGCCGGCGGAGGGCAGUUCAAGCAAAGACGCGGCCUCCAUAACCACCUGAGGAGAUUGUGGCCGUCCCACUCCCACAAAACAGUUCUGCAAGAUUGUCAGGCUGUGAAUGAGGUUUCUACUGAAGGUCAUGAGGAACCUGAACAAAUUGAUGGGCGACGAAGAUCAGAGGAGAUGCAGCAAAAGGAGAUUUUUAUCGAUUUGAAAAGUCUCAAACUUUAUCAACAAAAACAGAAGGCAUCCAACUCUGAAGCCUUCGCUUCCUCAGUACCGCAGCAACAAAAAAUUUCAAAUCAGGCGAAAAAAGUCUCCAACUUCAAGGGUUUGAAAGGACGAUCCAGCUUCUCACUUAGCAACAAGUCAAACUACAGCAAAAUAACUUACAUUGAAAAUAAUGGAGUAUUUAUUUGUAAGCUGUGCAAGUUUACAUCUGGUACAUUAAUGACAGUUAAGCAGCACAUUUUAACUCACAGAGAAAUGUGUAAAAAUACAGAAACCAGCGCAGAAGAGGUCAGUGAAGGUGACAAACUUGCGCCCAAUCACAGUAAGGCAGAAAAGAAUAUAGAUGGCCCACGGAUGGGUCAAGAGUUUAAGUGUCCAAAUAGGCGCUCUCAGAAAAAGCAGUUGGACAGCCAUGGAGAAACAAGUUGCAUGAAGGUGGGUGAAGUACAGUGCACUGCGUGUUCAUUUGUCGCUCCAUCUAAAGUUUCUUUGACCCGUCAUGUUCUUUACAGUCAUAAGAAAAAGAUGUUUUUUGCUGCAAAUUUGAAGCGUUUGCGUUGCCAGUACUGUUCCUUUGGUUGCACACGUAAAGGAAUCUUGGAACGACAUGUUUUAUUAAAGCAUAAAUGUGCUCGACUCAAAACAAGGAAAAAACCUGAGCCUCUGCGCUCUGGGAUUGGAUGCUACAGCUGCAACAGGUGUGACUUCAGUGCCCACACACCUCACGGUCUAAGACGACACAGCCGCAAGUGUCCCACGGGGGAUUCGCAGCACGUUUGCACUCAUUGCGAUGCUCCGUUUAGUUCUGAUAUUGCUUUGAGAAACCACUCCAAGCGUUCACACUCCCUUCAGGUCAGCUUUUCAUGCAAACUGUGUGACUUCACAUGCACCCGCGAUGGCUUACUCAAAGCCCAUCAGCAGAGCAGCCACCCCCGAGUAAAAUGCACCACAUGCCAGAAGACUUUUGAGACUGAGAAGAGUCUGGAGAUUCACCAGAGAGUCCACCAAACACAUGGAUGUCGCCUCUGCCCAUUUACCGCGAAAACCAGGCAGCUGUUAGCCGACCACCUUCUGAGUGAACACGAGGAUGGUUACCCCGAGAGCAAGGCGCUGAAGUGCAGCUUCUGUCCAUUUGUGUGCCACCAUCACCUGGUGUUGGAGCAGCAUCUUCGCUCACAUGGCAGUAAGCGGUUGUACAAAUGCACAGACUGUCAGUACUCGACUCGAAACAAGCAGAAGAUCACGUGGCACAUUCGCAUCCACACUGGAGAGAAGCCUUACAGCUGUGAGCAGUGCACGUACACCUGUGCUGAUCCAUCCAGGUUAAAGCUUCAUAUGAGAGUUCACCAAGAGGAGAAGAAGUACCUUUGUCCUGAAUGUGGCUACAAGUGUAAGUGGGCAACCCAGCUAAAGUACCACAUGACCAAACACACAGGAGAGAAGCCAUACUCCUGUGAUCAGUGUGAUUACCGCACCAACAGAGCAGAUGCGCUCCGGGCGCACCGCGACACCCAGCACUGCGACACACGCUCCUACGUCUGCGAGGAAUGUGGCAAAACCUUCAAGACAAGUUUCAUAUUGAAGACCCACCAGCGGAAGCACAUCGCCGGACGGCCGUACACGUGCGGCAUCUGCCAGAAGACCUUCCGGUGGCCUGCAGGGCUCAGGCAUCACUACCUGUCUCACACCAAACAGCAGCCGUUCCGCUGCCUCCACUGCUCCUACAGAGCGAAGCAAAAGUUCCAGGUGGUUAAGCAUCUUCAGCGCCACCAUCCGGAGAUGCCAACGGAGCAAGGUGUGCUGAAGGACCUGGAAGCGGGUACCCUGACUUUAAAGGAGGCUUUGGAGGGGACUUUAGAGGAGAAAGCUGCUAGUCCAGUCAUUGAAGAAGAGGAGACUGUUAAUAACUUGGUGGUAAAAAUACAAAAUUCCAAUGAUGCACAAAAGAGAGGCACGUAAAAUAUACAUCUGUAGGUUUUUCUCUGGUUGACUUAACCUCUUGUAAAAAUCGACAUCAACAAGAAUGAGACAGAGGCUUCAGUUUACUGAAUUGCAUAUAUUGGUGUUAAACCACAAGAUAAUUCAGCACAAACAUGUCACAAAAAUGUCGUAUUCAAGCAGGCACUUAACAGCUUUACUACAAAACAAAUAUGUUGUAUUGAUUAAAGAAUACUGUAGGCUUUACUGCACCAUUAUUAAAGGCUUGCCAUGCACUCCUCCAUCCUCCCAUAGGUGUAUAGUUUUAAUAAAUACUAAAAAAUGACAGAAAUGUAAAAUUGCACUUUUGAUUUACAUUUGAACAAAAAAUAUUUUCAAAAAGAAUCACACAAUUGAUCAGGGAACUUCCUUCUUAUAAUAUGUAUUUAGUAUAUUGAGUUUCAGCAAAACUGUUCCUGCACACCUUUUAGUUCUUGUCAGAUUGGGGAAUCAACCAAAACUUUCAUUAGCUGGAGCUCUCUGACACAUUGAAGUCCCCACUGGUCUGUGACAGUUGGCAAAAAGACUAGAAUGCUAAAAGUCAGCAUGACUUCACAACUAUAAGGGCUCUAUGUCAGUUAUAGUUAUACUGGUGGAAAGGUGAGUA
Molecule: messenger RNA, 5563 nt
Organism: Oryzias melastigma (Indian medaka)
Lineage: Eukaryota; Metazoa; Chordata; Actinopteri; Beloniformes; Adrianichthyidae
Gene: znf142
Product: zinc finger protein 142
Biological process (GO): regulation of transcription by RNA polymerase II
Cellular component (GO): nucleus
Molecular function (GO): DNA-binding transcription factor activity, RNA polymerase II-specific; RNA polymerase II transcription regulatory region sequence-specific DNA binding
Source: RefSeq, a predicted model, not a curated record